Aethina tumida (small hive beetle) is the source of this 3774-nucleotide messenger RNA. RefSeq names its product myb-binding protein 1A (gene Mybbp1A). NCBI's taxonomy places the organism in Eukaryota, Metazoa, Arthropoda, Insecta, Coleoptera, Nitidulidae. The record is from RefSeq and is a predicted model, not a curated record. Gene Ontology annotation, biological process: regulation of DNA-templated transcription. Bases 18 to 3674 code for a protein of 1218 amino acids. Gene Ontology annotation, cellular component: nucleolus. Gene Ontology annotation, molecular function: RNA binding; transcription corepressor activity; transcription factor binding. The transcript has 5 exons.
CCCAUUCUCUUCUGACGAUGGCCGCCGAAACACACGUGCCAGAUUCAAAUGCGCGUAAACCGCAACGCAAAUUAAAAAACUCAAUUCUCGACAACUUCAGCAAGAUAACGAAUCCAAAUGAAAAAGUGCGCGUCAAAAGUGGACUGAAUCUUAUCGGUCAACUGGUCGAAACCGAAGAACAGGACGAAACCGAAUUGAAGUAUGCAUUGGGAAGGAUAAUACGUGGACUGGGAUCGUCCACUAGUCAUGCCAGGACCGGUUUCUUUGCGGCCUUGGUCGGUUUGCUGAGUGUCAAUACGGAAAUAACUUGCGAGGAGGUAUUUGAACAGGUCGAGAAACACUUGCACAAAACAGGCAGCAAUUCUAAGCGCGAAAAUGCAGAUAUUUGUUCUGGACAAAUUUUGGCAUGUGGUGCGAUCAUUAGAUCAGAAUUGUACCAGAAGGCUGAAGUGGAAGAUCAGAAGAAAGUUAUUGAGAUACUUUUGUCAGCUGGAAGAGAAAGGAGUUACUUGAUUUUGAUAUCCUAUAUUAUUAUUUUGGAUUUGUUGGAAACAGUGACAGAUAAACAUGCUCAGAAGAAUAUUUUUCCUUUGAUUGAGUCAGAAUUUUCUAAACCUUUAACAGAAUACACAAUUGACACUUUACAUUUUCUGCUAGGUAUACAGACUGUUAAACCUAAAUUAAUUACAGAACAGUUUUUAAAAACAACUUUGGGUAUUAAUACAGUCAUUUGUGAUGAUACUUUAACAACGCUCGCCGAUAUUAUUACUACAAUUCCAAGGAUUACAUCUUUAAAACACCCAAUUUACAAACUGCUGGCAGAAAAGUUGUCAAAGUCGGAGUUAUUACAGCAGUUUUUCCUAGCCUUAGAUGCACAUCUCACCAAACCGAAUAGAAAUAAGCAUUUAGUUUUUGCAGAACUUUUUGCCAAUAUUUUGGACAAUUUGGAGGAUUUCAGCACAAUUCCUGAUUUACUAACAGAAAACUUCGUGAAACAAACAAUCAACUACUUUAAAUCUUUCACCAAAAACAGAAAGGAUAUGGAGUUUCAAAAACACAUGCAUGAAUUCUUCGAAAAGCUCUUAGUAACUUUGAAAAAACCGACAGUUUCAACCAGUAUUAAAAUCGACGUUUUAAAACGUUUAUUGUUUUACCCAGGCACCUUUAUAUUUGAAAAGAUUACAAGGAGCAAAAUUAUACAACACAUAACUUUGACCUUUGAUGUGGAGGGCGUAAAAGAACUGUCAGACGUUUACUCUGACGUUGUAACUGGAAAUCUGCGGAUUGAUAUUGGUCCUAACACAAAUGAAACAUGGUUGAACAAUGAUAGAUUAUACGCCGCCCACAUGUUGGUGAAAUUGUUACGUUUACCUGUUGUACAAAAGGAAAACGAUUGGAAGGCGGAUAAAUUAGGUUUCCUAAUGAACCUCAGUCUGGUUAAAAAGGGGGGCAUAUCAAACAUAGGUGUUGAAUUAGCAGCGUCGUUAAAAGAAGCUUUUUACGGUGCCUUGGAUUUAAAACCGGCUAAACUGGAGGACAUUCAAACUAUACUAUUGAAGCUGGUCCGCAGUUUCGACGAGAAAAUCAACGAAUCAAACCUCGAGACAAUUUUACGAAACCCCAUAAGCGAAGACGAAUAUAAAACUUGGCAGAAAACUUUAGAAACCAUCUCGAAAAUCGAGAAAAAACGAAAGAAGACGCAAGGCGUUAAGUCGGUGUUUUUGACGUUGUUUUUGUAUAUGAGUUUGCAGAUUUUCAACGAUCCGAAGCUUGCCUUACAAACGUUGAAGGAACUAUUCAGUUGUUAUGAAAGAGUACGCAAAAAUCGCAAGAACAGUUUGAAUGACACGGAGGUGAAUGAAACUGAAAACAGUGAAGAUCCACUUUGGAUUGAAGUGGUUGUUGAUUUGUUCCUCAAUUUGUUGUCGCACAAUUCGCAUCUGUUGCGCAGCGUGAUAGGCAACGUGUUUCCGCAUUUGUGCGGCUACUUGAACGCUACCGCCAUCCAUCAGAUUUUAAGCGUUUUGGAUCCGAAGAACGACGACAAUCCUCUGUCACAAGACAGCGACGAUGAUGAUGAUGAUGAUGAUGAUGAUGAGGAUGAUGAGUCUGAUCCAGAAGGAGAGGAGGACUCUGAUGAGUCUGAUGAGGACGAGGAUGAAGUCGACGAAGAGGAAGACGAGGAUAUGGGUGAGGAAAAGUCAACUGAUAGACUAAGAAUAGCCUUACAUCAAGCUUUAAAGUCCAAUAAUUUGGACGACGACCAAGAAUCUAUCGAUCUGGACCAAUUAAGUGAUUCUGAGGGCCAAAAACUAGAUGAAGCAUUGGCGGAAGCCUUCAAACAGUUCAGGCCGAAAAAAGGCAAGUCUAAGAAGCAAAACAAAGAUUCUGAGACGUUGACUCACUUUAGAAUAAGAGCCUUAGACUUGAUUGAAAUUUAUUUGGAUUCUAAUCCUGAUAUGCUCCUAACAUUAGAAAUUAUGUUGCCCCUAUUACAAGCAGUUGAAUUCAGCAUCCGAGACGAGCACCAACAACCUUUACACAUGAGACUCAAGGCGAUUUUAAAGAAGUUAAGCACGUUGAAAAAGUUCGAAACGACGGACGGUGUAACUCCGGUUGUUUUGGCCGAUUUACUCAAGAGUUUGCUGGAAAAAGGCACCAAAAACACGGUAAUAAUCCAAGAAAUGGGGGAACAAAUCGCCGAGUGUUGCAUUUUCGUUAUAAAAUGCUCGUUGGGUUUGAUUACCACAGAAACUCCGAAAAAAGUAAAGAAACAUCUUAAACAAGAUCUUACCCAAAUAAUAACGGAGGAACUGAAUAAUUUCUUCACCAAACGUGACUGUUUAACGCCGUACGUUUUGUUCAAGAACGCCCUGAACUUGUCCUGGGAGGGAUCAUUGGAUUUGUGCUCGAAUUUGUUAGGUUUCGUGCACGGUGACAUCAAGCCGUUUAAAAAAGCCCAAGCGUUGGAACUGUUGAAGAUAUUUUUCGCCAAUCAAAGAUUUUUAAGUCAAAGUCCGAAUAAAUAUAAGAAGAAACUGAAGGUGGACGUUGAAACUUUCAUUCAACAAACCAUAGAAUUGUUCGAGGAGAUGUGUGAAAAUCCCGCUGAGAAUAAGGUGAAAGAGAAAUUCUUGUGUAACUUGUUCCACGUUUUAACCGGCAUCAAAUCAAGCCCUCUAAAAUUCGAAUUUGAUUGGGAAAAAGUCGGAAAUGUCGUGAGGGAAUACAGGACGUUCGUCAGCUUCUCGAAAGAUGCGAAGACUGCGUACAACAAACUUUGUUCCAAUUUAGGCGUACCACACGUGGUCAAAAUGAAGAGCAUUACAAAACUGUUGGACCCAACCAAAGACGAUGAUGAAGAGGAGGUGACACAAAAGGUAAAAACCGACAAGAAAAAGAAGAAAAAGCUUAAUAAGGACAAUUUAAAAUUGAAAAAGGAAGCGAAAAUGUUGCGACUACAAAGUUUAUCUGAAGGAUUAUCGAACACAGUUGGUUUUGCAAGCCAAGAUUUCACGGAUCAGUCACAAGAUGUAGAAAUGAAGGAAGUUGAGGAGAUUGAAAAGAAAAGCAAGAAGAGGAAGAGCGAAAAUGUGGAGAAUGGGAUAAAUGGUACAAGUAAAAAAACUAAAGCUGACACACCCAAAAGAGCAAAGAAGAAGAAAGCUGUUUGAUUUAUUAUUAUUAUGUUUUUAUAUUAUAUGAUAAAUUAGUUUUACAUUAAAUUUUUAUUGUAUUUUGUCUUAUUUAAAUAUAUUAAAACCUCAAAAUAGU